UUUUAUUUUAAAAUCCUGCUUUUGAAGGUAUGUAAUUUUGAUGAUUUUCCAAUGCAGUAGCGUCAGGCAUGGAUGAAGAUCAACACGCAAAUUCAGGUCCUUCUAACAAAUCACCAAAUCAAGUGCCCCAAAAGCAAAAAAAGAAGCCAAGAGGCCCUACAAAAGGAAUAAAAUCCAUGCCCGGGGUUCCAAGAAAAAUUGAAUGGGAUCACUUGGACCGACCCACAGGGAAAUGGGCAACGGAUUACAAGAAUCACAUUGGCGAGAUAAGUCGCGCAAAGGUUUCAAUAUUGAUCAGAACCUGAGAAGAUGUUUCACAAGGAAUAAAAGACACUUUGUGGGAAGACGUCAAGAGAGAAUUUCAUAUCACAGAUGAAACUAAGAAAGAAGUUGUCUUAAAGAGUUGUGAUAAGCGUUGGAGGGAAUUCAAAUCAAGAUUGACGACUGGUUGGAUUCGGGGUACAAGGAAAAGGCCAAAAGAUGAAAAGAUGCCAUAUGAUUUGUAUAGUUAUAUAACUAAGGAUAUAUGGAAGGAAUUUGUGAAGAUACGUACCUCCGAAGAAGCUGAGGAAAUAAGUGAGAAAGCAAGACAAAGUCAAUCUUUCAACAUAUAUCCUCAUCAUAUGGGACAGAAAUCAUAUGCUGAAAUGACAAGUGAAUGGCAGAGAAAAGGGUACAUUCCCUCAGUUUCUUCGUCAUCUGAAGGUUCCUCUGCGUCUACAAUUUCUUCAAGUUUGCCGAGUAGGACAUGUUUAUGGCUUCUUGCAAGAUCGAAACCAGAUGAGAAAGGAAAUCCUUACUUGCCGGAUGAGGGCACACAAAAGGUCAAAGAAAAUAUUGAUGAAUGGAAAAGGAAACAAGAUGAAGGGGAAUUUGUUCCCAAAAGUGCACGAGAUGAUGUCUUAUCUCGUGCACUUGGUAAGACUAAAGAAGGGAGACCACUAACAUUUGGUGGUGGAGUAGGCAUCAAAGCUGUGUGGGGGACCGGAGAGCGGCGUAGCUUUCGACGGUAUGGAGAUGCGGAGAUGGAGGAAAUGGAAGCAAGAGUGACCAAAAGGGUCAAAGAUGAGACAAUACAAGAGAUGAACUCCAAGAUGGAUGCCAUGGUCAUGGAGAAAUUUAUCACAUUUGCUAAAGAACUUGGUGUCCAAAUACCAAGCCAUAUGAGGAUAGACGCAAAUGUUCAUAGUAGUUGUCGUUCCGGGGGUUUAGAUCCAUUUGGAAUAGUCCUUACCGAAAAAGACUUACCCAAAGAAGGAAGUUCCCACAACAAGGCACUUUACUUGAUAAUCGGAUGCAAAGGUCAGAACAUCCCUCUUGGACUGGUAGACAACGGUUCCGCCGUAAACGUUUGCCCGCUCCGUACAGAUAGAUUCCUAGGCUUGAAAGACGCCGAUUUUCAGCCAUCUAACCAAGGAAUAAGGGCCUACGACAAUUCCAAACGAACAGUGCAUGUCAAACUCAAACUUACCAUUCAGACCGGACCUGUAGCAAGAACUACGGAAUUUCAAGUAGUGGACAUCAAGCCCACGUUUAACCUCCUACUGGGGAGUCCAUGGCUCCAUGAUUUAGGAGGUGUAGUAUCAACUCUGCACCAAAUGGUUAAGUUAAACCAUAACUGA
Molecule: messenger RNA, 1622 nt
Organism: Spinacia oleracea (spinach)
Lineage: Eukaryota; Viridiplantae; Streptophyta; Magnoliopsida; Caryophyllales; Amaranthaceae
Exons: 5
Coding region: 489-1622 (377 amino acids)
Source: RefSeq, a predicted model, not a curated record